Penicilliopsis zonata CBS 506.65 is the source of this 1161-nucleotide messenger RNA. RefSeq lists its product as hypothetical. The record is from RefSeq and is a predicted model, not a curated record. Gene Ontology annotation, molecular function: NAD+ binding. The coding region runs from base 1 to 1161 and encodes 386 amino acids. NCBI's taxonomy places the organism in Eukaryota, Fungi, Ascomycota, Eurotiomycetes, Eurotiales, Aspergillaceae. The transcript has a single exon.
AUGACGAAGACGUCGAUCCGGAUUCCGUUCACGGCCCCCCUCCCCCCGCCGAUAAUCGUGCCUCACGCGGCUCGAACAGUCCAGGGCGCGAUCGAGGCGCUGGCCAGCUUCUUCACGUCUCCGACGUCGCCAGAGCUCCGGGGAGUCGAUGUGGGUGGGAACUCGCAGACCGUGCUGUUGACGGGCGCUGGCAUCUCGGUGGCUUCAGGCCUGUCAGAUUAUCGAGGAGAUCAUGGCACCUACCGACGCAACCAGUCAUACCGACCGAUCUACUACCAUGAGUUUACACGGCGGCACGAGUCUCGGAAACGAUACUGGGCGCGGAGCUUUGUCGGGUGGCCUGGUCAUGCCAAGGCAAGGCCCAACUCGACGCACCAGGCCAUCAGAGAUCUGGGUAACAAGGGGUACAUCAGCUCGGUGAUCACGCAGAACGUCGACUCCCUCCAUUCACACGCCCACCCGGGUCUGAACACGCUCGAGCUGCAUGGUUACCUGCGCGCGGUGGUGUGCAUCCACUGCCGAAGCCAAUUUUCGCGUGACGAGUUUCAGGCGUCCUUACGGGCUUUGAAUCCCGCAUGGUCCGAUUUUCUCGACCGGAUGGUCGAGUCGGGCGCCCUCGACACCGACAAGACCGACGAGCAGCAGCGGAGAGGCUUCAAGUUGAACGCGGACGGCGACGUGGAUCUAGCAGAAGCGCCGUAUUCCACUUUUCGCUAUCCGCCAUGUCCAACUUGUCUCCAGCACCCACCGACCCUGCGCGACGGCACCCUGGCGCGAGUGGAAGUGGAAAGCGACGGUGCUUGGGCCCCGACCUCCACGGCGGGCGUGCUGAAGCCCGCGGUCGUCAUGUUCGGCGAGAAUAUUGACCCUACGGUCAAGCUAGCCGGGGAAGAAGCGAUCGACGAGGCCGGGCGGCUCCUCGUCCUCGGUAGCACCCUGGCCACCUACUCGGCCUGGCGACUGGUAGAACGAGCCUACAAGCGAGGCAUGCCUAUCGGGAUCAUCAACGUCGGCGGCGUGCGCAACGAAGCGCUCCUCCUGGGACAUACAACGCAGGAUGACUCGACCAGCCGUUUUGUCCGCUGCAGCCUCCGAUCCGAGGAGGUCCUUCCAUCUGUUGCGUCGGAUCUACCUCGCAACGUACACGUUCAUGUAUCGUAG